CGCGGGGGGGGGAAGAUGCGGGGGCGUGGGGCGGGGAAGCCCCCGGUCCCCCCCCCACGCCCCCCAACCCCCCCAUUCGCCGCCGCUCCCGCAGGCACCCGGCUGCGGCGCACGGAGCGCGCACCCCCCCAGCCCCUUCGCCCCCCCCCCAAAUCCCGUGGGGCCGUGACAGGCGUGGAGGGAAACCCAUGGCACCCGGCCCCCCGGACCCCCCCCGUGCCAAGCCCCAGCCCCGCUCCCAUAGCCCCUAGCGCCCCGAGACCCCCCCCCGCCGGCAGCGGGGAGCGCGAGCAGGUGCCCCCCGCGCCGCUGAGCCAUGCGGCAUCGCCCGGCCCCCAGCUCGCCACAGCCAUGAGCGGCUGCCGCUCCAAUGGGGGGGUCCUGAGCGCCUCGACCCCCACCCUGCACCCAGCGGAGGCCGAGACCCAACCCCUGCGACCCCGCCGCCCCCCCGGGUUGGAGGAGGUGGUGGUGGUCUCCCGGCCCGAGCAGCAGCCCCCAGCCCCCGGGGGGGAUGCGGCGGAGACGCGGGGGCCGCGGCGCCCCCAAAACAUCGGCUACAAGCUGGGCCACCGGCGCGCCCUCUUCGAGAAGCGCAAGCGGCUCAGCGACUACGCCCUCAUUUUCGGCAUGUUUGGCAUCGUGGUCAUGGUCACGGAGACGGAGCUGUCCUGGGGGGUCUACACCAAGGAGUCGUCGUACUCAUUUGCACUGAAAUGCCUUAUCAGCCUCUCCACCCUCAUCCUCCUGGGGCUCAUCGUCAUGUACCACGCCAGGGAGAUCCAGCUCUUCAUGGUGGACAACGGCGCGGACGACUGGCGCAUCGCCAUGACCUACGAGCGCAUUUUCUUCAUCGCCCUGGAGCUGCUGGUGUGCGCCAUCCACCCCAUCCCCGGGCAGUACCUGUUCACCUGGACGGCUCGCCUCGCCUUCACCUACGCCGCCUCGGUGGCCGACGCCGACGUGGACAUCAUCCUCUCCAUCCCCAUGUUCCUGCGGCUCUACCUGAUCGGGCGCGUCAUGCUGCUGCACAGCAAGCUCUUCACCGACGCCUCCUCCCGCAGCAUCGGCGCCCUCAACAAGAUCAACUUCAACACCCGCUUCGUCAUGAAGACCCUCAUGACCAUCUGCCCCGGCACCGUGCUGCUGGUCUUCAGCAUCUCCUCCUGGAUCAUCGCCGCCUGGACCGUCCGCGUCUGCGAGAGGUACCACGACAAGCAGGAGGUGACCAGCAACUUCCUGGGGGCGAUGUGGCUGAUCUCCAUCACCUUCCUCUCCAUCGGCUACGGGGACAUGGUGCCGCACACCUACUGCGGGAAGGGCGUGUGUCUGCUCACUGGCAUCAUGGGUGCCGGCUGCACGGCUCUGGUCGUCGCCGUCGUUGCCAGAAAGCUAGAGCUCACCAAAGCGGAGAAACACGUGCACAAUUUCAUGAUGGAUACGCAGCUAACGAAGCGGGUGAAAAAUGCUGCUGCCAACGUACUCAGGGAAACGUGGCUCAUCUACAAACACACCAAGCUGGUGAAGAAGAUCGACCAUGCCAAAGUUCGGAAACACCAGUGUAAGUUCCUCCAAGCCAUCCAUCAAGCCCAGAAGUUGAGGAGCGUGAAGAUGGAGCAGCGCAAGCUGAACGACCAGGCCAACACGCUGGUGGACCUGGCGAAGACCCAGAACAUCAUGUACGACAUGGUGUCGGAGCUGCAGGAGCGCAACGAGGAUCUGGAGAAGCGCAUCGGCGCCCUGGAGAGCAAACUGGAGGCGCUGGGGCUGAGCCUGCUGGCGCUGCCGGGGCUGGUCAGCCAAGCCAUCGGGCAGCAGCAGCGCGAGCUGCUGGGGACCUGGACCCCCUGCACCCCCCCCUGCCGCCGCAGGUCCCCCCCCACCGCCCCCCACACCUCCUCGGACAGCGGGUGAUUUGUAGGAGGGGGGGGGUUGAAUGGGGAGGGGGGGUCCCUUUUAUGUCUGGCCAUCGUGUGGCUGAUUUCAGUAGCUUUGUUCUGUAAAGCCCUCUAUAAACUUCCUGCGUUCACUGUG
Messenger RNA from Anas platyrhynchos (mallard), 2034 nucleotides. The record is from RefSeq and is a predicted model, not a curated record. NCBI's taxonomy places the organism in Eukaryota, Metazoa, Chordata, Aves, Anseriformes, Anatidae.